Caenorhabditis angaria is the source of this 2308-nucleotide messenger RNA. The record is from the annotation of a GenBank genome assembly. NCBI's taxonomy places the organism in Eukaryota, Metazoa, Nematoda, Chromadorea, Rhabditida, Rhabditidae.
AUGUCGAAUAAACAUGUUAUUUUCCACCGCGGAACUCACAAACUCGAAUUAGAUAUGACUCAAUUGAACAACGGAUUGGAUUUUCCAGAAGAUACCUCGAAAAAACAGUUAAAUCACAAGAAACAGCAUGAGUAAGCCUUUUUCUUUGAAAUUUUUACAACAGAAAGUUAGUGAGAACUAUUUUGCAGGCUGUUCAAAAGAUUCGUAGAAGAUGUGACAAAAUUCGAAGAAAAAGUCAAUGAAUCAACUCGUCCAUAUUAUCAAGAAUCAACAAAUCGAAUUAUUGAUUUCUUGAGAGCUCCCAAAAAUACUCAAAAUGCUCCGAUUUCGGUUUUCAUGCAAAAUGAUGAUUUGACGACGAUUCGAACUGCAUUGGUACAGUGUAAUUUCACAGAUAUUUCGAGGUUUAUCGGGGAUUUUAGUAGGAAAUUGAAGAAUCUUGAUCGAGAAGAAGAGGAAAAUGAAGAGGAAGGUGAAAAAAUGGAAGAAGAAGAAGAAGCCGAAAUUGAAAGAAUUCAAGAGAUUGUGAUUUCAGAAAAUGAUGCAAUUCAUACAGUUAUUGAUAGAAUAUCAAAUUUGGUAAAUUUAUUUGGGUUGAAAGCGGAAGAAAAAUUUAAUAAAGCUAUAAAGAUUCUCUGAGCCCAAAAAUUUGAUUCAUGGAUUUUUCGGAUUUCAGAAAAACUCCAUUAAAAAUUAAUAAUUUCAGCCAAGUUCGAUUGGAUGUGCUUUGAUUGUUCAACAAUUCGAAUCGCUUCGAUCACAAACUCUCGAUUCAAUAAUAUCCCUUAUCUAUAGCAAUCCAUCAAUUCGAAAAAGAAUUCAUAACAUUUAUUUAAUUGUCUGCGUCUCAACAUCUUGCACAUUUUUCACAACAACUUGCUCAAUCGAUACUUUGAAUCUUCUCGAUAUUCAACAAUUCCAAUUUGCAAGACUUGAUGAGAUUUUCGAAAAUAUUAUCACAACUAACAUCAAACCUGCGAUUUUCUCUGGAAAGUUUUUGGAUUAUUUGAGAACUCGAUUUUUCUCAUGCGAUUAUUCGGUGUCUUCAUUAAUUAAGGCUGUGCAAUUUGCUUUUUUACAAAAAUAUGUUAGCGAUCCUUUUUGGAGAGAAGAUGAUUGUGAAAUGCAUACUGAAGAAUUGGAAAAUUAUUUUGAAAUGCUGAAUUUCUUCAGAAAAGAAGUUUUGAGAAAUGAAACAGAGAAAGGAAAAUUGCACAUUGAAAUACAAGCAAAUGAACAAUUUUGGAAAAAUAUCGAAGAAUCUAUGGAAUUCAGACAAUGGAAACAGUUUAUAUUUGAUGCAAAAUCAAAUGAAUCGCUGGAAAUGGUUUUGGAUAAUUUGAGACAAUUGAAUCUGGAUGAAGGAACUUUUAAAAAUUUGGAGAGACUUGUGAAAAACCUUGAGAGCUCGAGCUCAGAAGAUGUUUCACCGACAAAAUCAACGACUCCUUCGAAAACAAUGAAGUUUAGUGAACUUCGGAAAAAGAAUCAAGAAGCAUUGCAAGCCAAACAAAAUAAUCCAGUUAGAAAUGCAAAAACUGCGAUAUUCAAUUUUGUAUUUGUAAGUUUUUUGAGGGAGGAUUUCUGAGUCGAAAAAAAUGAACAACUCCUUAUAAUUUCAAAUUUUCCAGGACCUGUUCAAAAAAACACUUCAACCUUAUCCAUCCACGUGGCGAAAUGUAAUUGGCCUCGAAAAUUCUUCACAAAAUGAUUUGUUUUGUCGUGUUGGUCUUGACGCGAAUGAUGAAUUUGAUAUUGAAAAUGCUUUGCUGGAAAAUGUGACUUAUAAAAAUGAGGCGAUUUCGGUGGCUUGGAGAACUCUUUUGACACAUAAGAAUUUCAAAUGUGUUCCUUUAUUUGAUUGGGCAAAUGAUUUUGUUAAAAAGGUGAGAGGGUUAAUAAGUUAUGACGUGGCAAAGUUUAGACUGAUAAAUUGUGAAUUGAAUUGUGGUUUAAAAAUGAGUCUGAUAUGAUCUUUUUUUUUAAGUUGAGUUUGAAUUUCAGAUUUUCAAUGUUUGAAAAUAUUAAAUUUGUGAUAUUUUAAUUUAUAAAAUAUGAAUUUCAAAACUUCUGCCACGUCAUAACUUUUUUAAUUAGAUUUGUUUCGAUCUAUACGAACUGGUUUUCCCUCUAACUGUGAAUAAAAAACAUUUUUCAGUACAAAAGUGAUUCGAAAACUCGAAAAGAAGCGUUUUUCGGUGCCGCCGGACAACUAGAACACAUUGGUUUGAUUCGCGGGGGAGCCGAUAAGAAAAAUACGACUAUUAAUGUUUUGUAUCAUCCAAUUUCACAUAUUGCUCAUAUUUGA